Molecule: messenger RNA, 836 nt
Organism: Microdochium trichocladiopsis
Lineage: Eukaryota; Fungi; Ascomycota; Sordariomycetes; Xylariales; Microdochiaceae
Exons: 1
Coding region: 170-685 (171 amino acids)
Source: RefSeq, a predicted model, not a curated record
UGGGUGUCCACCUACAAACUGGACAAAGACGGCUACAUCGCAAAGUGCAAGGCACGCAUUAGCGUGCGAGAAGACAUUGAGAAGGAUCUCAGGAACGAAACGCACGCAGCCACGCUGGCGGCGAAGUCAUUCCGCAUGAUGUUGGCAAUUAUCACGAGAGACGACCUGGAUGUCAGACAGUGCGACGUCAUCAGCGUGGAGCCUCAUAAACAAGGAGGACCGGUUGUUGCCGACUACCAGAUGGGUACGUCCAUCUGGGGUUUCUCAGGACGGAGAGGAUCCCACAAUGGUUGCAGACCCGCAGAAGGCCCUGUAUGGACUCGGGGAAUCGCUCCUGUUAUGGUACAGAGGGAUCUCAUCGUCUCGUACUUUAGACCUCCACCAGCGUACAAUGACCUCGUCGCGCCGCCUUGACGUCUUCGUUGGGCAGAUUCGCGGAGUCGUAAUAGACGACUUUGCCAUGUUUCACGUUUAUUUCGCGAAGCGUGAAGUGGUUGUUGUCAAGUGGAGACGGAAGCAGCAGAUGUUAUCCCGUCCCUCUCCCCUCGUUCAUUGUUGCACCUGCUUCGCGGUCCCUCCAACGGUUUGGCCAAGGGUCUGCCUCCCGUUCCAUAAUUGGACCAACAAACCGACGCGGACAUUAGGCAAUUUUCCAGCGAGAUGCAUCGACAACACCAGUUCGUGAUUGAAAGCGUGUCGUUACUCGAUCGGCUACAGACCAGAAUUCGAGAGGAAGUCAUGAGGCAUGGUGCUGUCGGAGACAAAGACCUGGCGAGGCAGCCCAUGCAACUGAGUGACCCCUGGAGCGGCUUUGACAUUGGGCAUGGGUCGGAGUG